CUCCAAUCCAAACCCCCUAGAAUUGUCGAACUCAUAUUUUAUCUAGGUCAAGGUCGUGGUCAAGGCUAUUAGAAAAUUUGAUGUUUGAACUGUCACUUUAUUUAUUUAUAUUCACAUAACCUUUAUGACAACAAAUUCCUGUUUUGCAGUUUUCCUAAUUUUUCAUUAUAUGUUUUAAAACAACGUUGAUACGGAAAAACGAAUAUGUCAAUACCGUUGUCCUAUGUUCCCCUAAAUUCAUCAGUAAAUCCUAGUUUUUGGAGCAAAUUAUCUGAAUUAAAAAUUGAUGUUUACAAAUCAAAUGAAAUUGAUGUUGUUAUAUGGGGGUAUUCAAGACUAAUAGAAAAUGCUAAUCUUCCAACGAGUCUAUUAGAAGUGGAUAGCACAUCAUUUAACAAGGAAUUUUCUGACCAAGAAACAUAUAUACCAUUUUAUGGAAAAUUCAUAAACACAAAUACCAUCGAAAAAUUCAAAAGUUGUGAUAAACAACUACUCAUCAAUAAUGAGGGAAUGAAAUUUGUAGAAAGAUUUAAAAAUGGAGAUGUUUUAAAAAAUCCUUCUUUGCUUAAUUGGUUUAUUUUACUAACUUUUGCAGAUAUUAAAAAAUAUCAUUACUAUUAUUGGUUUGCAUUUCCUGUACCUCAAAGUGUGACUAUUGAAAAAGUCAGUUCUUGCAACAUUAGUGAGGAAUUUUCUGAUGAAAUGAUGAUUGACUUUUACAAUGAGUUCAAAAAACUAAACAGCAUUCAGACUAGUUAUUUCGUAACUUUAAAAAUAAACAAUUUGGUAUAUUUAAGCUCUUUAUAUGAAACUUUCAGCGAUGAAUCUGUUUUAAAAGACCGUGAACCAUAUUUUACUUUUCUAAACCUUUCUCCUAGCAGUAAUGUAGGUUCUCAGUUAAGAACAUUUGUGGCUUUUAUAUUGCAUCAUCGUCCAAUUUUAGAAGGUACAAAAGCUAAAUUCUUAGCUCUAAAUUUGAGCAGAGAUAAAACGAAUAUUAGUUUGAAAAAAAGCACUAUAUACACAUUAAAACUACCAGAGGUCAGUAGUAUUGAUAUGUCAACAACUUGGGUAGGCUGGGAGAAAAAUGAAAGAGAUAAUAUGGGACCACGUCUAGCAAAUAUGAAGAACACUUUAGACCCUGCAGUUAUGGCAGAAAUUUCAAAUGACUUAAAUUUAAAACUGAUGAAAUGGAAUCUAUUACCUAAUAUUGAUCUUCAGAAGAUCAAAGCAACAAAGUGUCUUUUACUGGGUGCAGGCACACUCGGUUGUUCAGUUGCAAGGACUUUAUUGGGUUGGGGUAUAAGGAACAUAACAUUCGUAGAUAAUGCUGUAGUGUCUUCUUCAAAUCCAGUAAGACAGAGUUUGUUUACUUUCCAAGAUGCCCUUAAAUCCAAGCCAAAGGCCCAAGCUGCAGCAGAUAGUCUUAAAUUAAUCUGUCCAGGAGUGAAUUCUAAUGGUUAUCAGUUCACCAUACCAAUGCCUGGACAUCCAGUAGGCGAGAGUUUACUUAUGCAAACCAUGGAAGAAAUUGACAAACUUACUGAACUCAUACAAAACAAUGAUAUUAUUUUUCUGUUGUUAGACUCUAGAGAAGGUAGAUGGUUGCCCACACUAAUAGCAGCUUCCAAACAAAAGAUGGUAAUAAAUGCAGCAUUAGGUUUUGAUUCAUAUUUGGUAAUGAGGCACGGAGUAUAUGAACCGAAAAUUCAGGAACCAAAAGCAAUGACUUGUCCUGCUGGAUUCAAAUCGGUAGAUGGAAGAAAAUUGGGUUGCUAUUUUUGUACGGAUAUUGUUGCACCCGGUAAUUCUAUGAAAGAUAGGCCUUUGGACCAACAGUGUACUGUUACUAGACCUGGUGUGUCCCAAAUAGCUGGAGCUUUGGCUGCUGAAUUGUCGCUUUCUUUACUUAUGCACGAAGAACAGAUUGCAGCUCCAGCAUUUUACGUAUCAAAACAAAACGUAAAUGAUCUCGAAAUAGACAAAUUGAACCCGUCCAUACUGGGUCUAGUCCCGCAUUCGAUAAGAGGAUUUAUUUCUUCAUAUGAACAAUUUUCGCCCGCCACUGAAAAAUUCACAAAUUGCGUUGCUUGCUCAGAUUUUGUAGUGAGACAGUACAGAGAUUUUGGCAAGAAAUUUCUCUUUGAAGUGUUUAAUAAUUCCAAACAUUUGGAAGAGGUAGCCAAAGUGCCAAAAUUCGAUGAUUUAAGUGAAUCUGAUAUAUAUGAAACUGGUGUUGACGAAGAAUUCUCAGACUGGGCAAUACAGUGAUACUUUUAAUUCCUGAAAAACGACUUAACAGACAAUGGAAAUUAUUUGAAAUAAAAUAUAUUAUAAAUUAUAUUGAUUUAAUAAAAUUUAUUCAUCAAAGUCUUUA
Messenger RNA from Psylliodes chrysocephalus, 2377 nucleotides. NCBI's taxonomy places the organism in Eukaryota, Metazoa, Arthropoda, Insecta, Coleoptera, Chrysomelidae. The record is from the annotation of a GenBank genome assembly.